CUGUUGUCUUUGGAUGUUCCGACUAGGUGGAAUUCCACCUAUCUAAUGUUGGAUUCCGCGGAGAGGUUUGAGCAGGUUUUUACGUUCAUGUAUGCUAGUCCUACUGAUUCUUCCUUUCGAGAGUAUGUGGAUUCAAAGAAGGGUCUUCCAACUGAAGAUGAUUGGAGCAGUAUUAGGCGGCUCAUGAAGUACCUGAAGUUCUUCUAUGAGCUUACUCUUCGUGUAUCAGGAACAUCAUAUGUCACUGCACAUACUUUCUGCAAAUCCAUUGUGGAUAUUCAUGAAGUGAUAGCAAAAUUGAAGAAAGAUGCA
Linum tenue is the source of this 312-nucleotide messenger RNA. The record is from the annotation of a GenBank genome assembly. NCBI's taxonomy places the organism in Eukaryota, Viridiplantae, Streptophyta, Magnoliopsida, Malpighiales, Linaceae.